GCAGCAAGGUUAUACAGCCUCAUGCAAAGCAAUGAUAACUCUUUAAAAGAAUCUAUUUUGGUAGAUAAUCUUGACCCUUCAAUAGAACAAACUUAUACCACCCAUCUUGAGACCAGCUUCUUCAACAUAUGA
Molecule: messenger RNA, 132 nt
Organism: Racocetra persica
Lineage: Eukaryota; Fungi; Glomeromycota; Glomeromycetes; Diversisporales; Gigasporaceae
Source: the annotation of a GenBank genome assembly